Trypanosoma rangeli is the source of this 501-nucleotide messenger RNA. Its product is annotated as amino acid permease. NCBI's taxonomy places the organism in Eukaryota, Euglenozoa, Kinetoplastea, Trypanosomatida, Trypanosomatidae. The record is from RefSeq and is a predicted model, not a curated record. The coding region runs from base 1 to 501 and encodes 166 amino acids. The transcript has a single exon.
AUGAGGCCGAUACUCCCGCCUUGUGCAGUCGAUGACCCACGCCACGAUGGCGUGGAGCUUCUUGAGGUUGCUAAGAAUCAAACAGGAUAUUUCAGGCUUGGUGCUGCUGACCGCGUCAAGGUCCGCAUUGACGGUCUAAACCAAGAAGCUGUGCAACGCGUUUCCAGGCGACGGGAACCGGAUAAUUCCUUCAAGCGACUACUGCAACGCAUUAUACCUCACGGAGGUGUUGUGUCGUCCGGGUGCGACCUCGCCAGCUCCUCGUCGGGCGCCGGAAUCCUUGCCCUGCCGUAUGCCUUUAAUAAGUACGGGCUGGUGAUGGCAUUGGUAUACCUCGUGGUGAUUGGCAUACUGGCCGUUUACUCCUUUAUUCUUCUGGGCAUCGUUGGGAAGCGGACGGGGCUGCGGGACUGUGAACGGGUUGCAAAAGUCCGUGUGGGGGACAGGCGCAAACUAUUUUUUUUUAGUUUUCAACAUGUGGCUUAUCAACUUUGGUGCUGA